CAGUGCUUGGGUUAAGCAAUUGAAUCACAAUUAUAUGAUCCCCCUGCAUAGUAUCUUCAAAUUCUCAUAUGGGUUUGUGUAUAAAUUGAUUAAAGUUGGCUAGCUCUCUACGCUUUGCAUCUGGUUAUUUUCCUGAUCUCAUUGCGUUAGCCUUAUCUGUCCAAAUUCGUAUCAGGGUUUUCUCGAUUUCCUUAAAUAUCACAGCUCAUGAGCUGGAUUUGCUUUAUGAUGAACAUAUAUGCAAAUAGUCCUAAAUCUUUCAAUGCAUAUCCAAGAGGUGAAUUCGAUUUAGAAUCAGGAACCAUCAAAAGACUCAGAAAGUCAAAAAAAUCCUCACUUCACCCCUUAAAAAUGCUCAAAUCUUUGGCUAACCGGCUUCACUAUUAUUACAAGCUGCACCCACUUCUUGUAUUUAUCAUUUCCUUGUCUUUGGGGAUCACUAUUCUUGUUGUUUUGUCUCUGUAUGAGAGCCGGUAUCGAGCAAUGAAUAGUCACCCGAAAUUGGUUAUGAGUUCGAAUGCUUAUCCUUUCGCUAAGCUUAAAAAUCUUAUAAUGGUUGCUGGGCAUUCGGUGUAUACCAGCAGUAAAUGUGAGAAAGUUGAUAGGGAGGACUCUUGGUUUUUGGAGUCCUAUCAGAGAAAUCCUGGACAGGCUGCUACUUUUGUGACUCAUAUACAAGAGGGAAUUGAAAUUGCAGCAAAGGAUGAUGGGGCUUUGCUUUUGUUUAGUGGUGGUGAGACUCGAAAAGAUGCUGGUCCGCGUAGUGAAGCACAGAGUUAUUGGACUGUUGCUGAAUCAAAAGGAUGGUUUGGCAAUGAGGAAAGCGUGAGAUGGAGGGCAUUGACAGAAGAACAUGCAAGAGAUAGUUUUGAGAAUCUUCUCUUUAGUGUAUGCCGGUUCCGAGAGCUUACUGGCACAUAUCCUGAAAACAUAACAGUUGUAAGUUAUGACUUCAAGAAAGAAAGAUUUUCACACUUGCAUCGCUCUGCAAUUCGCUUUCCGGAUUUGAGAUUCUUUUACAAUGGCACCCCAGCAACAUCAACUUCCAAAGAAGCAGCUUUGAAAGGUGAGGCAUUGGUGAGGGCUCAAUUUGAAGAAGAUCCGUAUGGAUGUAGAGGUACACUUUGGCGUAAAAAACUUGGGCGUGAUCCCUUUCAUCGAUCAAUCCCUUAUCCCAAUGGUUGCCCUGAAAUUGAAGGUUUAUUCAGAUAUUGUGGAGCAGCUCCUUACCCAGGUUCCCUUCCUUGGGCUAAUUAAUAUUAAUCACAACUCAUGUUUUGUUCCAUAUUCCAUAGUAUAGGUAAACCAGCUAGAAAUCUUAUAGAGCCAAAGCUUGAAUACUUGUUAAUAUUUUUCCCUCUUUUGUUUCAGCUUAAAAAUAUACAUUUUUCGUGCUAUUAAUACUUGUGGGGAGUAGAUUAUAGAAAGAUUAUUUCUUUA
This is a messenger RNA of Hevea brasiliensis (rubber tree), 1440 nucleotides long. RefSeq lists its product as uncharacterized. Lineage: Eukaryota; Viridiplantae; Streptophyta; Magnoliopsida; Malpighiales; Euphorbiaceae. The coding region runs from base 208 to 1257 and encodes 349 amino acids. Gene Ontology annotation, cellular component: cytoplasm. The transcript has 3 exons. The record is from RefSeq and is a predicted model, not a curated record.